AUGCACAUCACCAGCGAGAGGGCACAGUCUUUGCCAAUGUUGACCGCUGACAAGCAUGUCUCGCGCCAUCAAUACCUGACAUUCGCGACGGAUCUCUCUUUCCUGUCUAGAUCACACCCUGUCCCUCCCCCUGACUUGAAACACCUCGGAUCCCCCUACGACUGGUCAUGGCAGUACAAAGGGGUCAUGACAGGGGUGUCAUGCAUAGCAACCCUAUUUGCCUCCUUCGCGGCAAGUUGCUAUAGUCCCGGGGUAGCGCAGAUGGAGGCCAAAUGGCAUGUCAGUCAAGUCGCCACCCUAAUUGGGAUCACGACCUUCACCAGUGGCUUCGCAAUCGGCCCAAUGUUCCUCGCUCCUUUCCCAGAGAUUUAUGGUCGUAAGCCAGUGUUCAUUGCUACUGCCAUCCUAUUCACAGCUUGCCAAGUAUGCUGCGCCGUCACGCGCUUGUAUUCUGGGAUGUUGGUUGCGCGUUUCUUCUGCGGGAUCGGGGGCUCCACCUUUUCGACCAUGGUCGGAGGCAUUAUCGCGGACAUCUACCACGCCCAGAAUCGUAACGCUCCGAUGGCUCUCUUCUCUUGGGCCGCCCUCUUCGGCACCGGCCUCGGCCCCUUGGUCUGUGGGUUUAUUGACGAAUAUACUAGCUGGCGUUGGAUCUUCUACAUCCAGAUCAUCAUCGCCAGCUUGAUAACCGCUGCGGUCUUGGCCGUCUUCCGUGAAACGCGCGGGCCCGUGGUCCUCCGCGAGAAAGCCCGCCGGUUGAAUGAAUGGCAUACGGCCAUGGAGGAGGUCACCACCGCGACGAGGCAGACUGCUGGGGACAAGAAGGAAAAUCAUGAGCGCAUGGACUGUAUUCGAUGGCAGGUUGCUGCCGAUGCAGAACGUGCUGGCAUCCUGCAGCUCCUCCGAGCAUCAUUGCUGCGGCCCUUCACCAUGCUUUUCACCGAGCCGGUUGUGUUCUUUUUCUCCCUCUGGGCGGCCUUCAGUUGGUCUGUCCUCUACAUCAACCUCUCAGCUAUCCCGCUGGUCUUUGAAACGGUAUACUCAUUCUCGCUCUCCUCUGCAAACGCCAUCUUCGCGGCUUCUUGCAUCGGCACGACGGUGGCGCUGAGCCUAUGUCUCGUUGAGGAGUCGUUGGCUACCUGUCAUUGGAACCAGUGGAAGUGGGACCGCCAGCCGUGGAACUCAGUCCCCGAACACCGAUUGUAUUUUAGCUGCGUGGAGAGUUUACUUCUACCCCUAGGCCUUUUCCUUUUCGGCUGGUCGGCGCAGUGCCAGGUCCAUUGGAUGGUGCCUACAGUGGCGGUGGGGAUUUCUAACUUCGGAAUAUUCUCGAUCUAUCUUUCUGUAUUCAACUACCUGGCAGAUACUUAUCAUUGCUACGCCAGUUCCGCGCUUGCCGCCCAGAGCUUCUGCCGGAAUAUGCUGGGCGGAAUUUUCCCCUUGGUCUCCCGGCAGAUGUUCAACAAUUUAGGGUUUGGUGCUGCGGCCAGUCUGCUCGGAGGUCUGGCGAUGGCCCUGACGCUCGUACCAUGGAUUUUGGUGUAG
Molecule: messenger RNA, 1545 nt
Organism: Aspergillus bombycis
Lineage: Eukaryota; Fungi; Ascomycota; Eurotiomycetes; Eurotiales; Aspergillaceae
Exons: 2
Coding region: 1-1545 (514 amino acids)
Biological process (GO): transmembrane transport
Molecular function (GO): transmembrane transporter activity
Source: RefSeq, a predicted model, not a curated record